Messenger RNA from Acanthaster planci (crown-of-thorns starfish), 3499 nucleotides. Its product is annotated as enoyl-CoA delta isomerase 2-like. Gene Ontology annotation, cellular component: mitochondrion; peroxisome. The record is from RefSeq and is a predicted model, not a curated record. Gene Ontology annotation, molecular function: fatty-acyl-CoA binding; delta(3)-delta(2)-enoyl-CoA isomerase activity. NCBI's taxonomy places the organism in Eukaryota, Metazoa, Echinodermata, Asteroidea, Valvatida, Acanthasteridae.
CAGCAACUUGUCUGGUACCCUGUAUCACCUUAUAGUUUAGCAUUGCUCAUCAAGCUUCCUGCAGUUAAUUGUUCAGACUGGUGCGUGCUACUGAAGAGUGAGCAUUACCACUCACAGCUCUCUUCAGCCUUCCCACAUUUGCUCUUUUCUGCUCUUGUCACAAGUUGCAGCUGGAGUUUGUGCCGGAUUGGUCACUCGAGUAAUCCACUUGUGGCACUGUGUUGGGCUGGGUAACUACCAGGGUGCGUCUGUCCUGCAGAGACGGUGCUUCCACCAAACGGCCGUAAUGGGGGUAACUGAUGCCGAGUUCUCUGCCGCCAAGGAAAGAGUUGGCACCCUGACCCAAGACCCUGGGAACGAGGUCAAGCUGAAGAUGUAUGGACUCUUCAAGCAGGUGGCAGUUGGAAAGUGCAAUGCACCUAAGCCCGGUGCAUUCGACUUUGUUGGCAAGGCUAAGUGGGGUGCUUGGAAUGACCUUGGAGACAUGUCGAAGGAAGAAGCUAAAGAGAAGUACGUAGACCUGGUGAAUGACCUGGUGGCCAAGGAUCCCGGGGCCAAAGCCACCUCAGCCCCAGCUGGUACUCAGGAGGGUACGUCCGCAGCCAGCUCCUCCACUGGAGGUUACGAGAAUCUGAAGGUGACAAUAGACAAGGGCGUGUGCACUAUCAUGAUGAACAGACCCCAUAAAAAGAACGCCAUCACAAGGGAGACUUACGAAGAAAUCAUCAAAGCCUUAGAUUCUUCAGGGAGAGAUGACAGUGUUGUCUUGUCAGCUCUCACAGGGGCAGGAGAUUUCUAUUCUGGUGGUAAUGAUCUCAAUAACUUCAUGUCCAUCACACCGGACACAAUGAAGCAGGCAGCCAAGGAUGGAGGAGAGCUUUUGGAACGCUUUGUAGCGGCAUUCAUCGACUUCCCCAAGCCACUUGUUGCAGCCGUCAAUGGACCCGCCGUUGGUAUUCCUGUGACAUCAUUAGGGUUGUGUGAUGUUGUGUAUGCUUCAGACAGGGCAACCUUCCAUACUCCCUUCUCUUCGCUGGGCCAGUCACCAGAGGCCUGUUCCUCUUACCUGUUCCCUAAGAUCAUGGGGCAGGCCAAGUCCAAUGAAGUAUUGCUAUUUGGCCGCAAGUUGACAGCUCAAGAGGCCUAUGACAGGGGACUCGUGACUGAAAUCUUCCCGGAUGCCACAUUCCGCCAGGAUGUCCAAAAUAAACUUGAUGAGUUUGCCACAUUGCCCAAACAGUCCAUGCGGCUGUCGAAGACACUCAUCCGCAGUGCUGAGCGUGAAAAACUCCAUCAAGUCAACAAAGACGAGUGCGAGUUACUUGUAGAGCGGUGGACAUCGGAAGAGUGCAUACAGGCCAUCAUGGAUUUCUUUGCCAAGAAAUCCAAGCUCUGAGGCAGGAGCAUACAUGAUGACAAUGCAGUUGCCCAACUUCACACGAGGGGAACAUUAUACAAAUCUGGUUGGCCAUUUGUCAGGCCUGAUCUUUGUCAUUAGUGGUGGCCUGCGUUAUCCACCCCAGGAGUAACAGAGUAAAUUGGAAGAUGAAAUUGAAGCCUUGUCAUUGGGGUUGCAUGUAAAAGGUUUUGGAACUGAAGUGGACGGCUUAGGCAGAGUUGAAGCCAAGAUAAAAAUCCCAACAGAAGCACAAGCUUCAAUUGUACAGUAAACUGGCAAACUAGACUGUAAACAUGUUUAGCAUUUUAUGUGCUGAAUCAGGCUUUGUCUUAAAAUGUUGUUCACGGCUACGGCUAUUGUCCAUGACUCGACAGUUUUUAAUCUGUAAGUUAUGGCCAUAAAAUAUCCAAUUUAGACAAAGCCUGACAAACAUCACAAAUGGUCAUUUUUUAAUCACCUCCAUGAACUAUUGCAAAGCAAAGUUGAGGUGUUGGCAGCAGAUACCUAGCACUCUGUCUAAAUAGUUUAAGUACUUCUCCCUCCCCCCCCAUCAUUUGAUGGGGUAUCAGAGUCUCUCUUUGCAUGGAUUAAGCAUGAAUGGAGUCGUUCCAAUCAGCUUAUUGGUUUACUUGUCUAAUUAUUGAAUGCCUCAAUAUGGCAAUAAGCCUUUUUGCGGGUUUUAACUUGAAUAAAAUCUGGCACACUGAGUUCUUUAAAUUCAUGGGAACGUAACAAUUCGAAUUAUCCACAUGAAAGACACUGUUGCUAUACCUCGUGACUUGGGGCAAGCUUUGGCUUAGUUACAUAAGAGACGCACAUAAGUGCCACACAAAAAUGUUGUAGGUAGGCGUGCAAUAGACGCAGGCUGCUAAUAUGUAUAUAUGUAUUUCUUAACCAGUGAUCAUUAUUGGAAUACUUUUUUGACGGAAUUUAUAUUUGCACACACCCCGGAAAGCUUGCCGUCAUCUACAUUGCAGAUCGGUUACAUCAGUUGUCCCCCACCUCAAAAAGUGUGUACGGGGGGAUACUGUACAUAUCUCUCCCCUUUGGGAUUUAUGCCCAUGACUAGUAAAGGCCAUGAUCACCCCCCCCCCCCGAAAUGUGGCCAGAAAAUGACUUCUGUGAUACAUGAUUAGGAAUUGCAGUAACCUUGGUUGUUUCUGUCAAAAGAACCUGUUGAAUCCGAAUAUAUAUGAAUGUUCCCAAUUCGAAAAAGUGCACACAAAAGGGUGCAAUUAGACUGGUUACUCUAUCCACAUUGCAAAGUGUACCAGUAAUUAUGCCAAGUUUGGACAUAAACUAGCUCUAGGCUCACUGAGUGUAGCAUUGGUUGUUUUUUUUUUUCAGUUUUAGACGGGAUCGGUCAUGACCGAUCCCGUUCAAAAUUGAAAAAGAGGAAUACUAAUGCUCCACUCAGUAGAGCUAGACAUACAUGUACUUUCUUAUCCGCAUUUUUCCUUAACCUGGAGCCUUAACUUUUGAUUUGUAACUUAGGUAAAUUUCAUGUACUUAAUGUAAUUGUUAACAAGACCAGCCAGGUGCACAUUGAGGGUGGUAUUUUUUUUGCCUGGGGGGUGGACCCUGCACACACUCACCCCCCCCCCACACUUUCUCAGGAAUACCAGUCUGCUCAGGUUGACCACCAAGGCGGGAAGAGAGGGCGAGUCAUGCCUGCUGCAUCUUUUUAUAGGGCCUGCUAGGCUAAACUGGUACCCUUAAAUAAUCGUACGGGUAGACAAACCUAGCAGUCGGGAACCAACUAAGGUGAAGAAUGAGGGGGGCAGUUACAAAUUAAUCCUUCGCGUUUGUGGGAUUCAAUUAUUUGGUUUCAGGCUGCCUGGUUCAGGUCAAACAGCAUUUUACUUGUUUGGUUCUUGACAUUUUGUGCUUUUGUGUUUCUCUUUUGUAACUGUUGAUUUAGUAAACCAGUCCAGAUAAAAUUUUAAAGUCUGCACAGUUAAAAAGAAACUAAACGCAAUGAACUGUAGCAAGCUAUAUUCAGUUGCCAUAUUUCUGGUUAAUAUUGCAAAGCAUGCAGAAACCUUCAGAAUUGUUUGUUACAUACUGCAAAAAUAAUGAAACGACAUGAAAACACUCUGA